Molecule: messenger RNA, 2595 nt
Organism: Drosophila suzukii
Lineage: Eukaryota; Metazoa; Arthropoda; Insecta; Diptera; Drosophilidae
Source: RefSeq, a predicted model, not a curated record
UCCGGAGUUGCGUGCCAGCCAAAAAAGGAAAUUAUUAUCAUGAUGGAGACCGCGUCGCGAAAUGAAAUCGUUAAGAGGCGAGUAAAUCAGGCAAAUGUGCUCGUUGGUGCCUCCUCAUAAGCAUGGUUUCAUUAGCGAAGCGUCAAAUUGUUGCGAACUGGGUUAAGGAACUCAACUCUGACAGCUGCAGCGGGUGGCCAAAAUCGGAUUCAAAAUACCAUUUCAUAUUCAAAUCAACUGCAGCUGGCAACUUUUGAUUUCUCUAGAGGAGUUGGAGGAGGAGGUGCAGGUGGAGCAGGAGUAGCAGGCCAUAAACUACGCGAUUGCAUGCAGCAGCACUUAGGGUACAGCCCAAAAAAAAGGAAUGUAGCCCCUUUUUGUUGUAAUACCCCAGUGACACCUCAAGUCAGUCGCCGUGGGAAAAUGUUGGAAAAGCAGAAGCGCAUUGGAGUUGAGGAAAAAGGAGGUGGAAAGGUCGGAAAGUUGGCGUGCGAAAAGUGGCUAACUUCUUGGUGGCGCACAUUGGCGCCGUUCAGUUGGGAUUUACGAUCUGAGCGGUCAAGUUGUGGUGCGGCGAGCUGCGCUUGAAUGGCGCCAUUUGCGGUUCGGUGGGCUCGGAGGAGGUCGGUGGCCAGUGGUCAGGGGUGUGCCCAGCAUGGGUGCCCAAAGUUUUUCCCGCAAAGUGCAGACUCAUUAAAUGUUUAAUUAAAGUGCAGCCCCCUACGAACAGGAAACCAACUAUGGCGAUUGCCUACGAUUGGAAAACCAACGAUGUCUUUGAUGCGGAUUUCGGCUGGAAUCGCUCCUUCUCAGAGCCGGAUCUCACAGCCAACCAGAAGCAGGGCGACCUCAGCCGGUUCGCCAUCAAGCAUCCGCACGAGUACAUAGCCGUCGAUGACCUCAAGUACUUCCGUCGCCGGCAGCCCGUCCAUCUGCACACCCGGAGCAACGUGUGCCUCUACAGCGGCGAUGAGCCAGUGCCCAGCUUCGGCUCCCUGAAGUCCGAGUACCGCAAACACUUCCGCGGCACCCAGUCCAGGCCCAGAUCCCUUCUGAGACGCGCCACCUCGCUGCGACUGGAGGGAUUCAUGCAGCUGCUGUCGGAGCACCAGGAGAAAUACCACUGGUACACGCCCGAGGACCUGCGAUUCUCCCGCACGUUUCCCGUUCGCAAUCCGGAGAACCUGCAGUUGGGAGAGGGAAGCGGAGCCGCCAACGCCGAUGGCAUGAAGAACUCCUCGUACCUCAUGCUGGAUCCCAGCACCAAGAUACUGCCACGCGAGGUGUUCCUCGACGAGUCGGAGGUGGCGGCCAGGAACCAACCCAAUCCCAACAACAAACUGGCAGCGGACAAGUUCCGGCGGGAUGUGGCCGCUCAGGAGCAGCAGCGAUGCCACCUGCAGAUGCGCGCCCAAGCCGUGGACCGGGAGCAGCAGGGCCAGGUGCCAGAGCCUUCGGAGUACCGUCGCCAGUUUGUCCAGCAGUUCCCCGAGAAGGCGCACUCCAUUCCCCAGAUGAGUAGCAUCAAAAUCCAGGGUGAAUUCGUGGCCGUGCCGGAGUACAGGGACAGCUUUCGGAUGUAUGCCAACUACUCGAAGAGUGCUCCCAUCAAGAAGGACGACAACCUGCGCGUCUCCGGCUCCGAGGGCUCCUGUGCCCCCAGUGCCGAGGUGCCGGAGUACCGCGACAAAUUCAUCGACCCACCCAAGCACGUGGCCAAAGAGAAGUCCCUCAAGACGGACGAUCACCUGCGUCCGCGCGGGGAGUUCACCAAAGAGAUUCCCGAAUACCAUGAGAGCUUCCGAGACCCGCACAUCACCGAGAUGCCGGAGCGGGGAAAGCCACGAGAGCCCUUCCUCCGGCUGCGCGGCAAGAUUGAGUUCAAUCCGGAGUACAGAAAUAACUAUCAGGAUUUUCCGCGCUCGCGACCCGUCGUCCAGAAGCCCACCUCCUGCUUCCGACUGCCCACCUCGGGUGUUUCACCCUCCGUCCAUCACCAGCCGAAUGAGGAUGUGGAGACUCCUGUCCUGGUCACAGUGCCUCCAUCGGAGGUAACGGCCACGCCGGAAUACCGCCGGGCGCAGUACAACUAUCAACUGCGCGAGCGUCCCAGGGAUUUGGAGGGAGUUCCAUCUGGUGUGCCGGGAAAUCUCCGCAAGAGUUCUGAUUCUUCAUUGGAGGCAAGGCAACCGCAGAUACAGAUUCCCCACAAGCGGAGGACAUCGCGUCAGCGGCAGAUCAAGGAGCCCGAGCAGCCAAUGGCCAACAGCUUCCAGGAUGUGGGCGGCAAUGCGGCCAAAAAGCCAGCCAGAUACGGCCGACGAGCUUCCGUCCUCCAGAACGCAGCCAGUUGCCGUGAGAACUCCUCGAUCAUCGAGGGGAAUCCCAAGUACGCCGUGGGUUGUCGACGGGCAGCCAAGCAGCCACCCGGAAAUCAAACUCAGCCCGGAGCCUUCGUGGUGCUCGACGAGCCAUGCAAGCCUUCCAACUGGAUGAAGAAGACCUGGUACGACUCCUAGGUCAGCGCAUCUACACCUAAUUACUAGUAUUCUGUUUUCAAUCUGUCUAUUGUAGAGGAAUAAAAAAAUAUCAUGA